AUGGGCAGUAUGGCAUCCGAAUGGUUGUCUGCAUUUGGGACCGGCGGUCUUCCAGGUGAACCAGGCCUGAUGGAAGAGCUCGAUAUUAACCUUCCGCAUGUAUUAGACAAGUCUCUCGCUGUCUUGAACCCAUUCCACAAGUUCUCGCCAGAGCAUCCAAAAGAUGCACAUAUGAUGGAUGACACAGACCUAGCAGGGCCUCUUUUGUUUUGUUUUGUUUUUGGCAUGCUGCUACUUCUUUCGGGAAAGUCCCAGUUUGGAUAUGUAUAUGGUGUCGGCCUCUUGGGCGUCAUAUCUAUUUAUUUUUUGCUUAAUCUUAUGUCAAAAGGCGGCAUUGAUGCAUCUCGCGUCACAAGUGUCUUGGGGUAUUGUUUGCUUCCACUCUGCUUGCUCAGCGCGAUUAAUGUGUUCAUAAAGCUAGACGGGCUUGUGGGCUUCAUUGUGUCACCCCUCUUUAUUCUGUGGUGCUGCACGUCUGCCUCGGGCAUUUUCGUCUCCAUUCUCAAUAUGCAGAAUCAACGCGUCCUUGUGGCUUAUCCAGUCGGCCUCUUUUAUGCAUGUUUUGCUUUGUUGAGUGUCUUUGAUGUUGGCGCAUCCAAGUGA
Molecule: messenger RNA, 603 nt
Organism: Malassezia globosa CBS 7966
Lineage: Eukaryota; Fungi; Basidiomycota; Malasseziomycetes; Malasseziales; Malasseziaceae
Exons: 1
Coding region: 1-603 (200 amino acids)
Biological process (GO): vesicle fusion with Golgi apparatus; endoplasmic reticulum to Golgi vesicle-mediated transport
Cellular component (GO): membrane; trans-Golgi network
Source: RefSeq, a predicted model, not a curated record